This is a messenger RNA of Spathaspora passalidarum NRRL Y-27907, 1377 nucleotides long. RefSeq lists its product as uncharacterized. Gene Ontology annotation, molecular function: zinc ion binding. The transcript has a single exon. Bases 1 to 1377 code for a protein of 458 amino acids. The record is from RefSeq and is a predicted model, not a curated record. NCBI's taxonomy places the organism in Eukaryota, Fungi, Ascomycota, Pichiomycetes, Serinales, Debaryomycetaceae.
AUGGACCAACCGCCGUUUCUAAGUGCCAUAGUAGAUCUAGAUAUCUCAGCGGCCAACCCGCUUGGAAAUUCUGAUCUCCCAACUUGGCUUCGUGACGUUCUUGAAAGGGCAUUAACCGCCAGUGGGUUGAAUUUAGGAGCAUCCGCCAAACUGGCGUCUGACGAAGCCAUAUCCAGUCUUGUUAAGCUUGACUAUUCUAUUGUGAGAGAUCACGAAUGCCCUAUAUGUUUUGAAAGCUAUCAACAAGAAAUUAAAGAUAAGACAGCUGAAACCUGUAGAGAGGACUAUGUUCAUGAUUUAGAAACAUACACCGAAUUGAUUAGAAAUGAUGAUAACUUGGUUGAUAGACUUCGUAAAGUUGGCGUGGUUAUUGAAUCCAAACAGAAAAGUUCCCAGUUUGAUGAUCCAGCUUUAUUCUUCCCUACUGAUGUUGGUGCAUCUCAUUAUUCCCGAUUCCCCCAGAGAAAUUUAUCCACAUUGAAGAAAGUCACUUUGGAAGACCAGUUCCCUGGUUAUAAAGAUAAACAUCAAGCCGAUAGAGAGAAAGAGGCACGUAUAAAACAAUUCAAGCGCGAUGGACAUAUUGCUGUAAAGAUUCCCGAAUGUGGACACGUGUUUGGACUUUCAUGUAUUGUCGAAUGGUUGAAAUCAAAUGUUAGUUGCCCAUUAUGCCGUAAAGAAGUCGAGGCUAAGAAUGAAGAUCCUAAUGCUACUCGUCUUGCUACUAUCAAAUCUACAACCUUGCACAAUUUUAAUAAUGAAAAAGAUGUGAUGGAUCAUAUUCGCGACCAUUCAACCGAUGUUUUCAAUCCUUACAGACGGCCAUACAAUCCCGCCAUUACCCCAGUUACUGAUUCAUAUUUACCUCAGAGUUGGGUUACUCCAUAUACUCAAACCAGAGUCAAGUCAGCUGAUCCUGAUUUAGUGCUUCCUCGAAAAUUCCCUUAUUUUGAACCCCAAGUUCAUGCCAUACCCAUAAGAAGAAGAAGAUCAAUAAGAAGUCAACGUCAACCACCACCACCACAACAACAACGUCCUUCACAAUUUACUGAAAGACGAGGUAACAGUGCUUCCUAUGCACAAACUACUCAACCAGGAGGAACACAAUCAAAUGACAGAAGAGUCAAUUUUUCCCCACAUACCACCACAAUAGAUGAUUUGAUUACCGAUAGUGAUAGUUCUUCUGAACAAAGAGAACAACCCGAGGAACACCCGCCUAGCAGAUUACUGUUUAUUCAAAGAUUGCAAAGCAGAUUACUGAGGACUCCAUCGGGUGGAGCAGGAACUGGGGGACCCGAUAGAGGUUCCGAAAGAUCCCGUCUUGCACGUGAAGGAAGACAUCCGUAUUAUAGACCCGGCCUGGAAGAUAGUAAUUAA